AUGGAAAACUAUUUACAAGCACUCUUAUUUUAUGAAAAGGCACUCGAAAUACAACAAACAAUUCUUCCACCUAAUUAUUCAGACUUGAUUAUUACAUACAACAACAUUGCCUUGAUAUGUAAUAGUAUGGGAGAUUAUUCAAAAGAGCUUUCUUGUUACGAAAACAUACUUCAAAUUCAGCUAAAAUCUCUAUCAACAAGCGAUCCAACAUUGAUUAAUACGUAUAAUAAUUUAGCUCGAGUGUAUAGUUCAACGAAAGAUUAUUUACAUGCUAUUGCAUUUUAUAAAAAAACUCUUAAAAUUCAGCAAGCAAUUCUUCCAGUCAAUGAUCCAUUAAUAGCGAUCACAUACAAUAAUAUCGGACGAGCACAUGCUGAUAGAGAAUACUACUCAUAUGCACGUGAUAGUUACCAAGAAGCACUUAAAAUUCAAGAAAAUAUUCUAGAUCCAAAUGAUCCUUUAUUGGCUGAGACAUAUAAUAAUGUCGGAGAAAUGUAUCGAUUAACAGGAAAUUGCUUAGAUGCAUUGCAAUACUUUGAAAAAGCGCUACAAAUUCAGGAAAAAAUACUUGACUCAAAUCAUCCAUCAUUAGUUACGACGAAAAAUAAUAUAGAUCAAUCAUUUCUGUCAAAUGAUACAUCUUUCCAUAUGAGAGAUGACAAUAUGCCAACAACAUCGGAAGGAUUUCAUCAAUACGAAGAGACUACUCUAGAAUCAUCACAAACCCUUAAUACUAUUACUCAUAAUAUUGAAUCUAAUCAUUCGCAAGCAGGCGAAUAUCAAGAAUAUGCCAAUCAACGCACGACGAUAGUCAGUAGUGGAAACUUACAUGAGAAAAAAGUCGACAAGCAAUGGAUCUACCCUGUUCUUCUUGUUCUUUCCUCGCCAGAAACAGCUCGAUUAUAUUCCAUUUUGAAGAACAUAACCGAUAGUUGUCUCAUACCUCCAAUUCAGACCGAUGAAUGUAAUGAUAAAUUAAAGUCAUAUCAACAGAUAAAGGAACUUGUACUCGAAUUUCCAUCUAAUAUUUCUGUCACUGAUCGAGAUCGAAUACUCAGCGAAAUCUCAUCUUUUGAUAAUAUUCAAUCAAUCUACUUAUUAGGAAAACCACCUGAAACAAAGAAGCAACGAAAUGAAUUUUUUAAUCAAUUUGACAAAGUUUGCAUAUUCUGUGAGGAUGAAGAGCAAAUUGCUGUUCAAUGGAUAUUGGAUACUGCCAGUCGUUGUCGCAUGUUUGGCAAUCAAUGCAUUAAGACAGGCGACAAAGCUGUUGCUAGUGAACAUUUUCAACGAGGUAUAGAACUCUACGAACGUCUUAAAGAGUUCAUGAAACCAAAAUAA
This is a messenger RNA of Rotaria sordida, 1341 nucleotides long. The record is from the annotation of a GenBank genome assembly. NCBI's taxonomy places the organism in Eukaryota, Metazoa, Rotifera, Eurotatoria, Philodinida, Philodinidae.